Molecule: messenger RNA, 1926 nt
Organism: Oppia nitens
Lineage: Eukaryota; Metazoa; Arthropoda; Arachnida; Sarcoptiformes; Oppiidae
Product: chitin synthase chs-2-like
Exons: 5
Coding region: 1-1926 (641 amino acids)
Cellular component (GO): cell septum; cell periphery
Molecular function (GO): chitin synthase activity
Source: RefSeq, a predicted model, not a curated record
AUGUGGCACGAAGAACAUCAUGAGAUGCAAUCCCUCAUCAGUUCACUAUUCAACUUAUAUGGUCAGCACCGGGCACUGGGACUCUAUAAUCUUAUAUUUCAAACACAUAUUUUUAUUGACGACGCUUUUGAUGAGACAUUUGAUUUAAAUGGAAACAAAAUAUUUACUAUAAAUUCAUAUGUUAUGAACUUAAUAGAUGUUAGCAAACAAGUGAAUCGUGAGAUGGGAUACAAGAGUAUCAGUUUGACUCAAAUGGACACUCCUUAUGGCAGACAAAUCCAUAUGCAUUUAGACCACAACUACAAACUGGUCGUUCACUUAAAGAACCGUAAUUUUGUUCGUAAAGGCAAACGUUGGAGUCAAGUAAUGUAUAUGAAUUUGGUUAAGACUUAUGUAAAGAUUAAUCAAUUGAAUGAAUCGGAUGUAAUAAUGAUAGCUCUGGAUGGCGACACAUCAUAUCCUCCAAAAUCAAUCUUUAAUAUUAUAGACACCGCUAUCAAUAAUACAGAUAUCGGUGCCAUAUCUGGUAAACUGAUCCCAAUUAGUAAUCAAAGACUAAAUUGGUUAGUAAUGUACCAAAAGUUUGAAUAUGCAAUGUCUUAUUGGUUUCAAAAGACAGUUGAAAAUGUUUGGGGCAGUAUAUUGUGUAGUCCCGGUUGCUUUACAUUAUACCGGGCACAGGCUAUUUUUGAUGUCAUGUCCGAGUACUCCACACAAUCAAACGAUGCAUUUACACAAAUAUUAUAUGGACAGGGAGAGGAUCGUUGGUUGACAACAUUGUUAAUGAAGCAAGGUUGGAUUAUAGAUUAUUGUUCACAAGCAGUUGCCUAUACAUACUGUCCGAUCACAUUGAAUGAGUAUAUAAAACAAAGACUCCGAUGGAUAGCAUCGACAAUGAUUAACAAUUUGCAACUCAUGUUCAUCAGCAAAGAAGUGACAAAAUAUAGCCGAAGUGUGUCAUGGAUUUAUAUAGCCUAUCACUCAUGCAUUUUCUUAAUUUCAAUUAUAACUCCUUUAUAUAUUUUACUGAUAAUUACCAAAUUUUUUAACACAGCCUUUCCAUUCUCUCAAUGGAUUUUAUUUUCCAUUAAUUUAUCUAUAUUUGUAAUCUACUGUUUGAUAUGUAUUUUUGCCAGAAAUGAUAUCCAAAUAUUAGUUAUGAAAACUUUAGGAAUAAUAUAUGGGUUGACUAUGAUUGCAGUAUUUAUAAUCACAAUGUAUCAGUCUAUAGUCAGUGAUAAUGUAUUGACUCUCACUUUUGUUAUCUUUGUCUCUGUUUGUGUUGUCUAUACUUUGGCUGUUCUUUUACAUCCCGGAGACCUACAUAUGUCAGCAACAUUGCUACCGGCGCUUAUAUAUUACGCGUGCGGACCACUCAUGUUCAUGCUUUUGCCCAUCUAUUCAUUAAUUAAUAUGAAUGUGGUUUCGUGGGGCACAAGAGAGAAAGUCAACGGAUCAGAUGCCAACACAUCUACUAAUGACACUUUGUCUGACUUACAAAACAGUUGCACUCAACAUGUUUUUACUGAGUGUCACAUGACUACUACCGAAGCAGAUCUGUGGGAAAGUCUAAUCAUCGUUGAUAACAGUGUCCUAAAUCCCAAUCAAGAUAAUAGUCAAUCAACUGAAGACAUGAAAAAAUAUCGCCAAAAAUUAAUGACAAAACAACGUAACAAAUAUGCAUCAGUUAUAUUGACAUUUAAUUUUGUAUUUUUUUCGACACUUUUUUUGGUUGAAUAUUUGGUCGACAAAAUCCACAGAUAUAGAGUUUUGUGGAAUUAUAUCAGUGAUAAACCAACUAUUCUUUCAAAUACAGAUUCACAGUUAACCAGCAGUUCACUAUCCAAUGGUAUUAUUAUACUAAAUAAAUUGACAACAAUUAACCAAGAUCAUACUGAUAAUUAUGUAAUCAUCACAAAAUGUUGA